CAACAACACCCACCUCUUCAUGUACGUUCGGCGCCGACUCCGCUUGUUGGACCUCCCUGCGUGUGCAUCUCUCCCUUCCCCUGUGAAGAACGAGAGAGCUGGAAGUCCCUCAACCGGACCCCUUUCUUCAGGAACGGGUCCGUCUUGAGGGGCAUCCAUUGGAGGCAGAUUCCGUCCGUGCGUGUGCCUCCUCAUGGAGCCAUGCCGACGUUCUGACCUUGGCAUCGACACAUGGACCUCACUUGUGUGCUUGUGUGUUUGCUCAUGUAGCAUGGUGCGCAUGUCCGUUCUCGCCGAUUGCCUCAAGACCAUCUACAACGCUGAAAAGCGCGGCAAGCGCCAAGUCCUCGUGCGCCCUUCGUCGAAGGUGAUCGUCAAGUUUUUGCAAACCAUGCAAAAGAACGGGUACAUUGGCGAAUUUGAAAUCGUCGACGACCACCGUGGUGGCAAGAUCGUGGUGGAAUUGCGCGGACGCAUCAACAAGUGCGGUGUCAUCUCGCCCCGCUUCGACGUCAAGCAGCACGACAUUGAAAAGUGGAUCAACAACUUGCUGCCUUCGCGCCAAUUCGGGCACCUUGUUCUCUCCACGACCUACGGCAUCAUGGACCACAACGAAGCCCGCCGCAAGCAGACCGGUGGGAAGAUCAUUGGCUUUUUCUACUAAGCGCGUCAAGCUGGGUGGUUAACUCGAGUAAUCCCAA
Aphanomyces invadans is the source of this 701-nucleotide messenger RNA. RefSeq names its product 40S ribosomal protein S15a. NCBI's taxonomy places the organism in Eukaryota, Oomycota, Saprolegniomycetes, Saprolegniales, Verrucalvaceae. The transcript has a single exon. Gene Ontology annotation, cellular component: cytosolic small ribosomal subunit; ribosome. Gene Ontology annotation, molecular function: structural constituent of ribosome. The record is from RefSeq and is a predicted model, not a curated record. Gene Ontology annotation, biological process: translation. The coding region runs from base 194 to 664 and encodes 156 amino acids.